This is a messenger RNA of Strongylus vulgaris, 1089 nucleotides long. The record is from the annotation of a GenBank genome assembly. Lineage: Eukaryota; Metazoa; Nematoda; Chromadorea; Rhabditida; Strongylidae.
AUGCCACAACCUACUGUGGAAUUCUACCAUGAAUCUGUGAGAAUAGUCUCAACCAACAGAGUAUCGAUCGAACAUGAUGCGACAAAUACACAUUGGAGGAUGUUUAUCAAAGAAAGUCAAGAGGAAGAUUUCGGAAGAUAUCACGCCGUGGCGAAGAAUACCGUAGGCAGCGUGAUAUCUGAAGCUACAGUAACCCGAAAGAGUGUGACGCCAGUGUUUGAGCAAGGCUUAAAGUCUACCACUGUCACCGAGAAGGAGGAGAUUAGAAUGGAAGUGAAAGUCAUUGGCACAGCGCCAGAAGUCACUUGGUACAAAGAUGGCAAGCAAAUCAUCACCGAUUCUAUGCAUGAGAUUAGAACUGAGGAGUCUACCCGUACCUACAGUCUCGUAAUCAAAGAGUCCAGCCUUACCGAUUCUGGCAAAUACACGGUUAGGGCAGAGAACGCAGCCGGUAGAGUGGAAAGCUCUGCUGAGGUUACUGUCACACAACUCCUCCAAAAGCCAACCUUUACCAAGGAGCUCGUCACUACUGAAGUGAAAAUGAGUGAAACGGCAACGUUGAGCGUUUCUGUACAGGGCACGCCAGCUCCAGAAAUUGUCUGGAUGAAAGAUGGUCAGCCAGUCAGCAUUGACAACACCCAUAUCAUUUCUAAGAGGGAAAGUGAGCAAAACUACUCGAUUACCAUCACAUCUGCGCGCCAGGAAGAUGCUGGAAGAUAUACCUGCGAGGCGAAGAACGUUGCUGGUGUAGCUGAAUGCUCUGCAAAUGUUGCUGUUAUCAAAACAAUGGAAGGCCCACAAUUUACCGAAUUCUUGCGACCAAUAGAGGUGAAAGAGACAGAGACAGUACAGUUGUCAGUGACAGUGACAGGAACUCCACAACCUCAAGUGUCAUGGUUCAAGGAUGACAGACCAGUGGAGAUUGACACUGUGCGCACCAUCGCAAAAGAUGAAGGCAGUGGUCAUUUCACAUUAACAAUCAAAGAUAGCAAAGUGACAGACAUUGGCAAAUACUCUUGCAAGGCUGUCAAUGAGGCAGGAGAAGCUAGGACUGAGGCUACAGUCCAUAUUGCUAAGGAAACCGCUGCU